AUGGCAGAGCAGUCACAGAUCAUCAGGAUGGCAGGCGGCAUGGCCUUGGGGGCCACAGCCUUGAUGCUGGCAUCAUCGACCCUGAAGAAGUCCUUGAAAGUGUCCGCACGACGAGGAGCUUCGUCACCUUUUGAGUACCACCUGGCGGUGCAUUGCCCCGAGAUCCCAUCUGCUGCGUGGCAUUUCGUGAAAGUGCCGAAAACGGCUACGCUGCAGGAAUUGCACCAAGCUAUGCUGGUAGCGGUGAGUGAAUGCAGCCUACCAGCAGAUGUGGAGCACUUCAGCUUCUAUCCAGUGGAGCAGACGGUGGAUGGAGUGUGCUUGAAGCUCAUGGACCGCUUAACGGAGAUUGGCAGGCUGGAUCUGUUGCUUUCGGCUUUGCCGCCAGACCAUUUGCAAGUGAUUCACUUGGUUUUUGCUCGCGAAGCACCCUGUCCAACAGAUGUGCCGCAGGGUCCCAAAGCCUUUCCCAUGUGUGGAAUUUGCCUCCCGAUCCUCGGCACCAGCUACCAGUACAAGGGGCCUUACCCGAUUGUUGAGUACAACUUCGCUCAAAAUGUAUUUCCCACAAGUGGCAAGUAUCCAUACGGCUCCACUGUGCGAUGUCACGAAGGUCGCAAGCAAGCUGUCGGGGAGUUCGGCGCUGCAGUGUUCCACCAGGAUGCUGAAUACACUGAGACAAUGACGGCUGAUGCCAACAUCGUCCAAGAGCUGAUCUCAAGAGCUGCGGAUUUCCCUAAACUUUGGAACCGAGAUGUUGAGGUUGGAUUGCAGGACUUCACGGCCAAUGGGCUCUUCACCAGCAGCGAGAAGUCGGAGGAUUGGAAGACGGGUCACAGCCUCCUCCCGCGUGGCUUCAAUCAAAUCAAGGUGAAGGGCUUUGCUCCACAGAUCUUGGCCAAGACUCGCGCCUUUGUUGGGGAAUGGUCGAAGUUUGAAGCUGGCCACUUGGUCGAAGAUGUGAAUGAAUGGCUGACGGCCAUGACAGCAGAUGCCGUGGUCUCAUGUAGCAUGGGAAUGGACAUGUGCAACGUGGAACGCUUGGGUUCCAAGCAAGCGCCUCACAAGUUUGUCGAGACAUUCCGCUUUGGCUUGGGCGUGUCAAUGGGGAGCAUCACGGCACAGUCUGAGUAUGGCCUCAAGCGCUUCCUGCCCUUCUUCGAUGCCGAAGGUCAACUUCAGGAGAGGUACCAGGCCGCCAAGAAGGAGAUGCACCGACAAGUCGAAGACCUGGUGGAAGCCACACGUAGAGGUGAGUUGGGUGAGAGCUCGAUCAUUGCCACGAUGCUGAACGACCUCAGUGCGGAUGGCAAGCGGGUUCGCUACGGUGCUCUCUACGGGCAUAUCGUGAACCUAAUGAUUGCAGGCCACGAAACCACCGCAGCCACCUUGGGCUUCACGUUGCAGCUGCUGGCGGAGCAUCCUGUCUACGAAGAACGAGCCCUGGCGGAGGUGAGAGAGGUGUUGCAGGGCCGCACUGAACCCUCUGUGGACGACGUGCCCAAGCUGCAAUUUGUGGAGCAGUGCUUCCGCGAGGCACUGCGGCUCUACAGCCCAGUGACAUCCAUUACUCGCGACGUGGCAUACGACACAAUGCUGGGGGGUCAUCGAGUGUAUCAAGGGGAGAGGAUCAACCUGGUGACACGUGCCCUGCACACGAACCCGGAGUACUGGGGCGGUGAAUUUGGAGACCCGCUUUCUUUCAAUCCCGAUCGCUUCUCUCCGGAGGCUGUGAGGCAGCGACAUCCCAAUGCCUAUCAUCCCUGGGGCUUUGCCAGUCGCGCUUGCAUUGGAAGCCAGUUUGCCCUCUUCGAAGCCAAGACCUUUCUGGCCUCGAUGUUGAUCCACUUCCGUCUGCAGGGCAUUCCGGGAUACCAGAUGGUGGCCAGUUGCGAAGGUGGUGGUGCUGCACCUUCUCCAGAGAAGUUGGCCUUGCGUGUCUUCCCGAGGCCAGGUGGACCAUUGUGGUCUGAUGGCAUCAUGAAGCCACUGAUGCCUGUUCACAACCGAGCAACCGAGGAGUUGGUACAGGAUGAUGCGUGCAGUGCAUGA
Molecule: messenger RNA, 2052 nt
Organism: Symbiodinium natans
Lineage: Eukaryota; Dinophyceae; Suessiales; Symbiodiniaceae
Source: the annotation of a GenBank genome assembly